AUGGCUUCGGUGGACUUGAAUAUAGGAAUGAUCUUGCUGUUCCAGACAGUCGUCGGAAUCCUGGGGAACUUCUCGCUCUUGUAUCAUUGCACAUCCCUUUACUUCAGGGGAUGCAAGCUGAGAGCCACAGAUUGGAUUAUCGGGCACCUGACUGCAGCCAACUGCCUGGUCAUUCUCUCGAGAGGAGUCCCAGAGACCAUGGCAGCUUUAGGGCUGAAACAUUCCGCCACUUACCAUGAGUGCCACCUCCUUCUCUAUGUUCACAGAGUAGCCAGAGGCAUGUCCAUUUGUUCCGCCUGCCUCCUGAGUAUCUGCCAGGCUGUCACCAUCCACCCCGGGAACUCCAGGUGGGCAGAGCUUAAAGUGAAAUCUCCCAAGUACGUUGGCCUCUCCUGUACCCUGUGCUGGGUGCUCCAUAUGGUGGGAAGUAUGUUUUUUCCUAUUUUUGUGAGUGGUCAAUGGAGCAACAAAAAUAUUACAAAGAAAAGAGAUUUCAGAUAUUGUCCUGCUUGGUGGCAUAGCGCCAAGAUCGCAAGCUCAGUGUAUGCCACAGUGACAUCUUUCCACGACAGUUUGUGUUUGGGACUCAUGACCUUGGCCAGCAGCUCCAUGGUUUUCGUCCUCUACAGGCACAAGCAGAGGGUUCAACACAUCCGUAGGAACAGUCUCUCCCCCAGACCCUCCCCUGAGACUAGAGCCACCAGAAGCAUCGUUGUUUUGGUGACCACCUUUUUAUUAUUUUAUGCCCUCUCCUCCGUCAUCUACAUUUACUUGGCUUUCUUUAGUGAUUCCAAGCGGUGGCUGAUCAAUGCCGCUGUCCUAAUCACUGCUUGUUUUUCAACCAUUAGUCCUUUUGUUCUCAUGAGCCAUGACCCCAGCAUACGGCGGCUCUACUGUGUCUGCUGUGGGAGAAAUACAUAA
Molecule: messenger RNA, 921 nt
Organism: Neogale vison (American mink)
Lineage: Eukaryota; Metazoa; Chordata; Mammalia; Carnivora; Mustelidae
Product: vomeronasal type-1 receptor 2-like
Exons: 1
Coding region: 1-921 (306 amino acids)
Biological process (GO): G protein-coupled receptor signaling pathway
Cellular component (GO): membrane
Molecular function (GO): pheromone receptor activity
Source: RefSeq, a predicted model, not a curated record